Photinus pyralis (common eastern firefly) is the source of this 9804-nucleotide messenger RNA. RefSeq names its product papilin (gene Ppn). Gene Ontology annotation, cellular component: extracellular matrix; cell surface; extracellular region. Bases 183 to 9485 code for a protein of 3100 amino acids. The transcript is spliced from 39 exons. The record is from RefSeq and is a predicted model, not a curated record. NCBI's taxonomy places the organism in Eukaryota, Metazoa, Arthropoda, Insecta, Coleoptera, Lampyridae. Gene Ontology annotation, molecular function: serine-type endopeptidase inhibitor activity; metalloendopeptidase activity. Gene Ontology annotation, biological process: extracellular matrix organization.
AUCCCGGAUAUCAGUGCGAAGGACCUUCUAAAAGACAUUUUUCGUGCAAUACGCAGGAUUGCCCAGACCUUUCCGACUUUCGAGCUCAGCAAUGUGCGGAAUACGACCAUAUCGCAUUUGACGGUGUUUACUAUCAAUGGAUUCCAUACACAAAAGCACCAAAUCCUUGCCAGCUGAACUGUAUGCCUCGGGGCGAACUAUUUUAUUAUAGGCAUAAGGAAGAAGUAACGGACGGAACGCCCUGUACAGACGAUAAAUAUGAUGUGUGCGUGGAAGGAAUAUGUCAACCUGUAGGUUGCGAUAGAAUGUUGGGAUCCAAUGAAGUAGAAGAUCAAUGUCGUAUAUGUGGCGGCGAUGGGAGCAUGUGCAACACUAUUUCGGACAUAUCAAAUAUACAAGAUUUGCAAGUUGGAUACAACGAUAUUCUUCUCAUACCAGAAGGUGCAACGAAUAUUCUUGUUCAAGAAGUUGCAGAAUCCAACAAUUACCUAGCGGUCAGAGACAGGCAUGGAAAUUACUAUUUAAAUGGCAAUUGGACCAUCGACUUUCCACGCACGCUAGACAUUGCGGGCUGCAGAUUUGUGUAUGAUAGGUAUCCUAGAGGUUUUAUGGCACCGGAUAGUCUUAGAUGCUUGGGUCCAACAAAUGAACCACUGAUCAUUGUACUCUUAUUUCAAAACAGCAAUGUUGGUAUUCAAUACCAAUACAGUGUUCCUAAAAAUGUUCUGAUGGGCGAUAAUGAAACGUAUGCGUGGAUAUUUAGCGAAUUUUCUCCUUGUACCACAUCAUGCGGAGGAGGAGUACAGUAUAGAAACAUAUCUUGCGCGGGCCGGAAAUCAUUACAACCCGUAGAGGACAGUCUGUGUGAUAUUAGUAAUGAGCCAGAAUCGAUACAGGAGUGCGCACAGCAACCAUGUGAACCUCGGUGGAUCACUGAGCCAUGGGGAAGAUGUUCUGCUAGUUGCGGUAGCAUGGGUUUCCAAAACCGGCGAGUGUAUUGUGAGCAAACGAUACGUGAAGGAUAUACGGUUAUUGUCGAUGACAGGUACUGUGUGCAGGAGGAUAAACCAGAAAACCAACGACAAUGCAAUCGCGGUAAAAUUUGUGCAACUUGGCACACUACCCCAUGGAAACCGUGCGAUCGACUGUGCGGUCAAGGACGGGAAACACGAGAAGUGACAUGUUACAGGAAAGUGGACAACAGAAUUGAAGUACUUGACGAUUACGAAUGUGAGCAAGAGGAAUCGAAACCGGAAGGACAAAGACCAUGCAACUUGCGUCCCUGCGAAGGUCUCGAUUGGGUCACGUCCGAGUGGAGCGGUUGCGAACAUUGCGGAACUGCCACUGAAACACGAAGGGUUGAAUGCGCCACACAAGAUGGACAACUGUACCCAAGAGAAAUGUGCGAGAAUAUUCCGCUACCGAUCACAGAGAGGCAAUGUGACGAAAAUAGUAAAAAGUGCAGUCAACAGUGGUAUGCCACACAGUGGAGUGAGUGCUCUGCUAAAUGCGGUAAUGGUAUGCAAACAAGAGAAGUGUUCUGUGCUACAAUUAAUGGCGAAGGUAUUCAAAAGAUUGAUGAUAGUAACUGUGACCCCGAUAAGAGAUAUGAUGAUACAAAAGAAUGUGUAGGAGAUCGAGAGACUUGCCCUGGGGAAUGGUUCACGGGACCAUGGAGUGAAUGCUCUGCGCCAUGCAAUGGAGGUCAACAAACCCGUAAAGUAAUAUGUAUGAAGGAUAAUUUACCCUCAGAUCCAGCAGAAUGUGAUCCAAGUACAAUUCCAUAUCAAACUGAACCAUGUAAUCCUCAACAAUGCACUGAAGACGAAAUGAAAACUACUGCUGAACCGGUAACUUACGUAAACGAAACCCUUUCUACUUCACAACCUGAUCUCAUUAUGGAUUAUGACUAUGAGGAAGUAUAUGAUGAAACUUGCGAAAAUGGGGAAUGGGUAAAUGAAGACGAUUCUACUCUUCCAAAUAAUGUGCAGCAAAACCAAAAGGCAAGUUUUGUAGAUGACUCAUUUUACGAUUUUGAUUCAAUGCUUGGAGAUGAUCCAAACGUGUACGAUACGCGGUUAGAUGAUGAGGGAUCAGGUGAUGAAGAUACUAGUUCAGAAUCGUCAACAAGCAGUGAAUAUACAGAUGAAGAUUACAGUACUGAAGGGUCUGGGGAAAGCAGUGAAACUACAGACUUUACUGACACGAGCAGCAUUUCCACAGUAUCAUCGAGUUUAAAACCCACACCAGAAGUUAUUCCCCCAGUUGGUGAGACUGAUAUUGGUGCGAAAGAUGAGGACGAAUUUCCUUUUAUAUCAACCGAAUCUAGUACUUCUGACACCACAGAAUUUACAUAUUCUACUGGAACACCAGUUAGUUCCAGUAGUGAAUCAACAAUUUCUUCUAGUUCUGAAAGUACCUUUAGUACUGAAAGUACUAGUGAAGUGAGUACUGAAACUAUAACUACUGAGAGCACUAUUAGUGAAGCCACGUUCACGUCUAGCUCUACUAGUGAUGAAACUACAGAAUCUGAUGUGACAUUUACUACUCUUUCAUCAUCGACAGAUACUACAUCUGAUGUCAGUACUGACACUACCAGUGAAGUAACAACUGACUCUUCCCUUAGCACUGAAACCCCAUUGAGUAGUAGUACCGAGAGUACAUCGGAAAUUACAACUGAAUCAUCAGGACCAACAGAAAGUACAUCGGAAGUAACCACGGAAUCGCCAGCUAGUACAGAAACUGUUAUAUCUACUAGUAGUAUUUCAACGACUUCAGGUUCUACUGAGAGCACUGAAACUCCUAUUAGUACCGUAUCAGAGGAGUCUUCAACGACGGUAAGCACCGAAAGUACAUCACAGAUAAGUACCGAGAGUACAAGUGAAUUUACCACAGACUCAUCAGUAAGUACUAGUGAAAUUACUACAGUCAGCAAAGAAACUACCACUUCCCUUUCAUCGUCAACUGGUGAAACUAGUGAAACAUCGAUGACUGAAUCAACUCCCAGCACACAAACUGAAGUAUCAGGUACUACAGAAAGCACAGAAAGUACCUCGGAAAUUAGUACAAUAAGUACAAGUGAAGUUACCACAGUAUCGCCACUUAGCACUGAAACAGAAGUAACAUCUAGCACUAUUUCAGUGCCCAGUGAAAGCACUAGUGCAACAGAAAGUACAUCUCAAAUAAGUACAGAAAGUACAGUCACUGGAACUACUGAAUCUACUCCUUCUGUCGAUAGUAGCAGUGAAAUUAGUACACAAUCGUCAUCUAGUAUUGCAACUGAAAGCUCUGUGUCCACUACUUUAGGUAGCACAGACAGCACAACGGAAGUUAGCACAGAGGAAACUAGUGAAGUAACUUCUGUUUCUACACCAAGCAUAGAAACUGAAGAAACAGCAUCCAGUGAAACAGUGACCACAAUUGCCACCGAAAGCACUAAUGAGAUGACGACUGAAUCUGGACCUAGCACAGAAACCGAAGAGUCUUCUAGUAUAAUUUCAACAUCUUCAAUUGGCACAGAAACGUCAUCCGAAGCUACCACUGAAACCGCACUAUCAUCCAGUACAAUUUCAUCAACCUCUGGUGCAACUGAAAGUAGUCAGACUUCUGAUGGUAGCAGUUUAAGCACUGAAUCAACGCAGCUAACAGGCAGCUCAACCUUAGGGUCAUCCGAAUCAACUAGUCUUAGUACCGCAAGUACAGAAAGCAGCGUAUUUACUACUGUUACAGACAUAUGGUCUUCAAUAGAGUCUACCGUCAUAACGGAAUCCACAACAUCAGAAACUACGGAAUCAGGAAGCACAGAAUCAUCUACUUUAGAAAUGACUUAUUCCACUGAAAGUACACCUUCGCCAGGUACUAGUGAAUCAACAUCAGAAGUUUCCAGUCUUAGCACUAUAUCAGAAAGUACAAUAUCUUCAACUUCAGAAAUGACCGAAAGCACUCACAGUACAGAAUCACCUACAACUAUUGAGUCAACUUCAGAAAUAUCUAGCAGCACCGAAACCACUCAGUCAUCCAGUACAAUUGAAUCGUCUUCUGUAAUGUCUAGUAGCACUGAAUCAGCAAGUACCAUGGAAUCGACAACAGAAUUAACUAUCAGCAGAGGAAGUACGGAAUCAUCUAGUACUGUUGAGACGUCUUCUGAAAUAUCUAGUAGCACGGAAAGCACUGUAUCAUCCAGUACUGUAGAAUCAACCUCAGAAAUAACAGUCAGUACAGGAAGCACAGAAUCCACCAGUACCAUUGAAUCGUCUACGGAAAUAUCUAGCAGCACUGAGAGCACAGUUUCAUCUAGUACUCUCGAAUCAACAUCAGAAGGCAGCAGCGAGAGCACAGAAUCGUCAAGCACUAUUCAAUCGAGCUCAGAGAUAACUGGAAGCACUGAGAGCACAGAGUCAACCACUGAGAUUAGUUUGGGUAGCGAGACUACUGGAUCAGUAAGUACUGUAGAGUCGACACCAUUGACAAGUAGUACUUCCCAAUCAACAGAAACGAGCCCCAGUAGCCAAUCAGCGUUCACAAUGGAAUCUACAGCAUAUGAUGCAUGGGGCACUACUUCAAUAACAGAAAUAUUCUCUACACCUAAACUAAGGAAAUGCCGCAAGAAGGUGAGGAAACAUUGUAGUAAAUCGAAAUAUGGUUGUUGCAUUGACAAAGUUACGCCAGCUAAAGGACCAUUUGAUAAAGGUUGUCCGGUGGUUACAACUUGCAAUGAAACUCGCUUUGGUUGUUGCGACGAUGGUGUAUCAGUGGCUAUGGGUAAAAAUUUCGAAGGCUGUCCUGCAAUCCUCUGUGCAGCAAGCUUAUAUGGUUGUUGCUUAGAUAAUCGUACAGCUGCACUUGGCAAUGAUUAUGAAGGGUGUCCGCCAGAAUGUCUUCAAUCUUUAUAUGGAUGUUGUGAAGAUAACUACACUGAGGCUAAAGGUCCCAAUUGGGAAGGAUGUGUGCCAACAACAACAGAAACAUCCACUUCAUCCCUCUCCCCUGAAACGUCUUCGAUAUCUACAACAAUAGAGACUUCAACAAUUGAAUCUACAUCAGAAGUAAGCAGUACAAUCACAGAAACUCCCAUAACGCCUACGGGGUCAACUACACUUUCGACUGUUGCUGUGUCUGUUGCAAAUGUGUCAUGCCAAGAGUCUCUCUAUAAUUGUUGUCCAGAUGGUGUGAGUGCAGCAACAGGCGUUGACUAUGAAGGUUGCGACAUAUUCAGAGACAAUUGUACAGAGUCAUACUUUGGGUGUUGUCCCGAUGGAGUAACUUCUGCCAGAGGACCUUAUUAUAAGGCUUGUAAAAUGCCAUGUGAGGAGAGUAUGUUUGGUUGUUGUGAAGACGGCGUUACUCCAUCUCAUGGACCUUAUAGGGAGGGAUGUUGUUUGACAACACAGUACGGAUGUUGCCCUGAUAAUAUUAGACCUUCACAAGGACCUAAUUUGGAAGGUUGCGGAUGCCAAUACUCUCCUUACCGCUGCUGCCCUGACAAUGUCACUGCAGCGCAAGGCUACUACAAUGAAGGAUGUGGAUGCCAAUAUACACGUUAUGGUUGCUGCCCGGAUAACUUCACAGAAGCUAUAGGGGUGAAUUACGAAGGCUGUUCUUGUCGCACGUUCCAAUUUGGCUGUUGUCCAGAUGGAGUGAGUGUCGCGCAGGGAUCACAACUGCAGGGUUGUGGUUGCCGCUACACAGAGUUUGGUUGCUGCUCGGAUGGUCAAACACCCGCCCAAGGACAGGAACAGGAGGGUUGCGGAUGUGAAUCCUCUCAAUAUGGUUGCUGUAUGGAUGGGGUUUCCGAAGCCAGUGGUUCAAACUUUGAAGGUUGCAAAGAGAUUCCAGUUAGUUUACAAGCUAGCUGCAGCUUGGAGAAAGAAAGAGGACCGUGUAGAAAUUACACAGUUAAAUGGUUCUUUGACAUGGAGUAUGGAGGUUGUUCAAGAUUUUGGUAUGGUGGCUGUGACGGUAAUGGCAAUCGAUUCAAAUCAAAGGAAGAGUGCAACAGUGUUUGUAUCGAACCAGAAGGGAAAGAUAGAUGCUCUUUGCCAAAGGUCUCGGGCACAUGUGAUGGAUACUAUCCCAAAUGGUAUUACGAUGCAGCUCAGAAAACUUGCUCCCAAUUUGUAUAUAGUGGAUGUUUGGGCAAUAACAAUAACUUCAAUACUCGAGAGGAAUGUAUGGAUCAAUGUGCUGAAGCCACUUAUCUUGACUCAUGCGAUCAAAGCGUGGAGGUAGGACCUUGUCGUGGAUCAUUUAUUCGCUGGUAUUAUGACAAGAAUAGUGGGUCGUGUAAUCAGUUUAUUUAUGGAGGAUGUAAGGCGAAUGGCAACAAUUUCCCAAGUGAAUCUGCGUGCAAACAACAAUGCACACAACUCGGUCAGAAAAAAGAUUCAUGCUCUUUACCACUUGCUACUGGUAACUGCCAUAGUCAAGACGCACGCUGGUACUUUAGCGAAACUGAACGACGUUGCAUGCCUUUCUACUUCUCCGGUUGUGAAGGCAAUCUUAAUAACUUCAUUAGUCAAGAAGCCUGCGAGAGUGACUGUCCGAAAGAAAUUGUUAAAGGUACCUGCCAGUUGCCUGCAGAAAUAGGUGACUGCUCCGACUACGUGCAACGAUGGUAUUACGAUACCACCUACAAACAGUGCCGGCUAUUCUAUUACGGAGGUUGUGCAGGAAAUGGCAACAACUUUGAAACUGAGCAGGAUUGUGAACAAAGAUGUAAAACGAUUCUGUUUACCCCUGCGCCUCCAACCCCACCGCCAGCUGUUCCAGUCACAAUUGGAACAUUCCGUCCAGAAUUCUGCUUCCUUGAUAGUGAUGUGGGUCCGUGCAGAAACUACGAUCCAAGAUGGUACUAUGACAGAAACGAUGGGUCGUGCAAGCAGUUUAUGUACGGCGGAUGCCCUGGCAAUGGGAAUAACUUCUAUACUGACACUGAAUGUGAAGAAAAAUGUAGUGGUGUACAAGAUUUAUGCACACUUCCACCACUUGCCGGUCCAUGUGGCAGUGGUUAUGAGCGUUGGUACUACAAUCCGUCCAUUGAUGCCUGCGAAACGUUUAAUUAUGGGGGAUGUCUGGGAAAUGCUAACAAAUUUUAUGACAAAUACGCCUGUGAAGUACGAUGCCAAAAGCGACGUACUACAACCACUACAAGCACACUGGCUUCUUACGUGCCAAAACCAACCCCAGGUCCUUCCUCUGAAUUAUCAAUCUGUUACGUUCCUGUUGAUACUGGAAACUGUUCGGAUAGCAUACCGUCGUACUAUUACGAUCCUCGCGCGCAAAAAUGUCUAGCGUUCGUGUAUACAGGAUGUGGUGGCAAUGCGAAUCGCUUUACUAGCGAAGAACAAUGUGAACGGCAAUGCGGUCGCUUCAGAGGGCUAGAUGUGUGCAAACUUCCCCGCGAUACUGGCCCUUGCCGCGGUUACCUACGUAAAUUUUAUUACGACGCAGUUUACGGCCACUGUGGUCAAUUUGUGUACGGCGGCUGUGAUGGCAAUGGCAAUCGUUUCAGUUCUCAGGAAGAAUGCGAAAAUGUGUGCGUCACACACGAAGAGCAGAAGCCCACUCUUAUUAGUAACGAGACUAAGAGCACCAUAUGUCGACUACCACUCGAUGUCGGUCCCUGCGAAGGAGGAUAUUAUAAGCACUAUUACUUUGACGAUUUUCGCGGGGAAUGCGCAUCCUUCAUCUACAGCGGAUGCGGUGGAAAUUUCAACAAUUUCAAAACGUUCCAAGCAUGUUUAGAUUUCUGUAAAGAUUAUCUGGUACCAACGGAACCUCCGAUUAUACCUUACACGGAGAAGUCCACAGAACAUUGUCAACAGUAUAUCGAAGAGUGUGGUACCUUAAUAUGUGAAUAUGGUACCGAAGCAUUUGUGGAUGACGCCACCACGUGCACAAAAUGUAGGUGUCACGAUCCAUGCACUGGUGUACUGUGCAGACAAGACCAAAGGUGCGCAGUCGAUUUGAAUAGAAAUCGAACAACUUAUGAUGACCCUACCUUCAUAGCAGUCUGCAGAGAUGUUCAAAAGGAAGGAGAUUGCCCUGUGAUGAGAAGCCACGGUAAACGCUGUGAAAGGGACUGUGAAGAUGACGCCGACUGCACAUUAGAUCUGAAAUGUUGCCCGACCAAUUGUGGCACCGUAUGUAUUGCACCUACAGUGCCGAUUCCCGCUCAACUCAUUACGUCAUCUCCGCAACCUGCAUAUACCCCACCUCAUACUGUCUAUUAUCCGCCAGUCAUUGACGAGGAAAAGUUCCAACCGCAAGUGAGUGCAGGUGAAGGUGACUUCGCUACUUUGGAUUGUUCCGUACAAGGAAAUCCCACUCCGCAAAUCGCAUGGAGGAAAGGAGACUUAAUUAUCGAUGGCACUCAACCAAGGUAUCGUAUAUUGCUGGAUGGUACACUACAAAUUAUCACUUUACACAAGACCGACGCGGGAAUAUACUUGUGCGCUGCCGACAACGGAAUCGGUCGUCCAAUUGAAAAAGAAAUCAAUUUACAAGUGACAGACUCCGAACCGCAUGCAACUGCCAUAGUGGGCGACCAAGAGAAUUCUCACAUAGUGGCAUCACUGGGAGCACCGACAACACUCCACUGCUACGCAACCGGAUUUCCUUUCCCCUCUGUUACGUGGUGGAAAGAUGACCGACUGGUACCUUUACAUACUCAUCAAUUUGAAGUCCACAAAGAUUACUCCCUUCUCAUACAUUCCGUUCAACUUUCCAAUUUGGGUAUAUACACUUGUCAAGCAUAUAAUGGCAUUGGCAAAGCAGCUAGCUGGUCUGUAACCGUACAAACGCUGGGACCUGUGUAUAGUACAAGACCAGAAGAUGUAAAGUAUAUGCAAUAUGUUAUAAAUGCGCCGGAACGGCCCACACCAAGGCCUUUACCCCCAACUAUACCCACCAAAGCGACCACACCUUCACCUACCCCGGAACCUCCAAAACACACCACUCUUAACAUUUCUCUUCUGACACAACUGCCAACAGAAGAACCGCCAUAUGUUUACCAGGUACCAGUGAAAGUACGCCUAACAUCAACGCAAACAACAUACCCCACCGGAAAGGACAUCUCCAUUGGUUGCGAUGUGGAAGGAUACCCCAUACCACAGGUGCAAUGGUACAAGGAUGGCCAACCACUUUACCCUUCAGAGGCCAUACAUAUUUCAGAGAAUCAUAGACUUUCCAUACACAGAGCUAAGGAGUCUGACACGGGUGAAUAUCGAUGUGAAGCGGCAAAUGAUUUUUCAAGAUCAUACGCUGCUACUACUAUUACUGUGCAAGUCUCGCACAUCGAAGCAAAUUGCACUGAUAAUCCAUUCUUCGCCAACUGUCAGCUCAUCGUAAGAGCCAACUAUUGCAUUCACAAAUACUAUGCAAGAUUCUGUUGUAAGUCCUGUACAGAGGCAGGACAAUUACCAUCAAAUGGUGCCAUAUCCGACGACAAAGACACAGCAUUAAGAAGCAAUAUGAUAACGAAAUGAAAAACCUGACUAGUCCAUUGAGUAAGAGCAGUAAAUUAUUUAAUAUUUAAGUAUGGCAUUUACUAGUCUAUCUGCACAUUUAGCAUUGUGUGCAGCUAGACUACCAAUUUUAGUAUUUCUUGUACGUGUACUAUUAACAAUAAGAUACCUAUUGCUCGUCGGCUAACUGUAGAUAAUAAUUUUAUUAAACAAAUUUUAUUUUUGUGCAAUUUAACUUUAGGAACUUUGUACAUAUAUCAAAAUGAAAAUUUGAAGCGUUUUUUGAUUUGUAUAAAUUAUGUUUGAGAGUAAAAAAUAAAUUACUAGAAUAAAUUAUUUA